Molecule: messenger RNA, 925 nt
Organism: Erigeron canadensis
Lineage: Eukaryota; Viridiplantae; Streptophyta; Magnoliopsida; Asterales; Asteraceae
Exons: 2
Coding region: 11-865 (284 amino acids)
Source: RefSeq, a predicted model, not a curated record
GAGAAAUCUUAUGAAACUUCUGGAUAAAUCUACAGGAUUCAAUGGAGUAAUAAAGUUUGACAAUGAUGAAGUCCCACCUCUAUAUCCUGAAGAAACCCAGAAUUGUUGGAGCCUAGUAGCGGUAACGUUAAUGACUAUUGCAAUUGCACUUCCUAACAUUUCAAAUAGCCAUGUCAAAGAAUUACUUGAUAGUAUGCGGGAAGGACUCCAAAUUGUAAGAAAUAUUGAAGAAACCCUCAAUGAAAAUGCUGACUUGGUAGGUGCGAGAAAGCAGCUAGACGUUUGUGGACAGACGUUGAGUUAUACAACAAGUGGCUACAUAUUGAUCUUCAAAAGAAGUUUAGCAAAAUCAACAAAGAAGAUUCUUCAAUGGUUGGGUGAUGAAGCAGUCAAAAAUGUGAUAGAGUUUAAGAGCUGCAAAAAAGGAAGUCUGAAUCGCUCUGUUCAUAACUUUAUUGCUUCCAGUUCCAUGUAUAGAAUUAGUCAAACCAUACUACUCCACUGCAGUAAGCAAGAAAAUUGGCCAAAUGAUGCGGAACUUUUUGAGUGGAUAUCAACAAUAAUUGCAGAUAUAUUAUGUGCUUGCUUUACCAACUUACCAUGGGUCAUAAAAAUGAAGUGUCAUCACGAUGCAAUAGAGAAAAGGAGGGACAGUAUCCAGAUUGCUGCUCAGCUUCUUGGUAAAUCCAAAAAGAUUCUAGAGAUCCUCGAAGAUCGCCAACUUCCAAAUUUAGAUUUAGACUCGAUGGCCUAUAUCAAUAAGUGGCGUGCUUUGCCAAAUAGUCAGACACUUAGCCGUUGUACUUCUUCAACCAAAGUCCAACUUACUUCUUCGAGUGAAUUGCUCAUGGUAACUGUCGUGUAAUAUGUAUGGAUGUAUUUUUGUUGUCUAUCGUGGAUGUUGUUUUCUUUAGGUUGUCUAGCU